AUGGCGCUCAACCAGCUGCCCGUGGAGAUCAUCCUCCUCAUCACAAAGUCUCUACUGGGAGAUACCAAAACCUUGGCAAACUUAGCAACAUAUACUAAGCGUCUUCACCAGAUCCUCAUACCGGUUCUUUACUCGCAUAUCACAGUGAUAUGCAAAUUAGCCCCCAUUUCCAUGUGGGACGGGUGGUCGUUAAGCCUGGAUGGUCUGUCUGGGUCAUCGAGAAGCGAGGAUGGUCUAUCUGAGUUGUCGGCAAGCGACGAUGGUCAGGAGUACAUUCAGAGACCCUCCGUAGGAGACCAGCAGAUUCGAAACCUGACCCGAACAAUCCUACACAAUCCGCACCUGGCAUCACACGUGCGCUCAUUCGAUGCUUCAGACUUGUUCCAUGAGCCUUGGGUCGACCGGAAGCUUCCACAACCUGACGCGAUGGAACACCAAUCGAUAACAACCAAAGCUGACCCUGACCUCCAACGUCUACUAGAUGCGGUGCAAAUCCUAAAGAAGCCUGAGGAUACGAUGGAUCAAAAACAGUGGUCGGAUUUCUGCAGGCGAUGGCAGGGUACGCUUAAAGCAAAUGCUUGUAAUAGCGAUCCCCAGCUCGCGGUUCUACUUGCACACCUGCCUGCUUUAAGAACAUUCAAACUUGAGACAUUCGCCAAAUCCUGCAGCGGUUUCACAAUACCCCUGUUGAACCACCUGGCUGGAGGGAAAGAUCUUUCUGGCGCAAGGCCCAUCCCUGGGUCUCUGACUCGCCUGUUUGUUCAAAACCCUCAAGUCUCCAAUUCCCCCCCUCGCCUUGAAGUUGAAAUGCGUACAAUUCAGACCCUGUCUUAUUUCUACGUGGAGUUCCAGACCUUGACUUCGCUUCAUAUUGCGGCUCAAUAUCUUGUUGGAAAACUCGAGGAAUGGAACCAGUAUGAGUGGCCGAAGAUUGACUACACAACCUGGGUCAUUAAUGCCAACAUUGCGCUUUACAAGAGGUUACCAGAAUCUCUCCAAGUACUACAUAUCAUGAUUCCUGAGGGCCGGGAAGAAUUUGACCUUCUUGUCGAAAGUGUACGAGAGAUGAUCCGCAUGCGCAAACUGCGGUCCGCCCCCCAUCUACGCGAAAUUCGACUUGAAGCACCCUUUGAGGGAGAUGGCUCAGCAUUCGGGGUUUUGUCGAUGCAAAAUGAGGCAAGCGAUGCGGGAAUAAGGCUGCGGAAUUUGGAUACUUCCCGGCAAUAUUCCCAUUCAUGGAUUCGAGAUAUUUCCAAGACCAGGGCUACAAAGUGGUUCGACACUCCGCAUGUCCACAUGGGUCUAGACGGAGAAUUGACAUGGGAGAACCGGCCCCCCUACAACCAAGCUGUUGAAUGA
Molecule: messenger RNA, 1359 nt
Organism: Penicillium cataractarum
Lineage: Eukaryota; Fungi; Ascomycota; Eurotiomycetes; Eurotiales; Aspergillaceae
Exons: 3
Coding region: 1-1359 (452 amino acids)
Source: RefSeq, a predicted model, not a curated record